Herpailurus yagouaroundi (jaguarundi) is the source of this 1065-nucleotide messenger RNA. RefSeq names its product protocadherin gamma-B5-like. Gene Ontology annotation, molecular function: calcium ion binding. The transcript has a single exon. The record is from RefSeq and is a predicted model, not a curated record. Lineage: Eukaryota; Metazoa; Chordata; Mammalia; Carnivora; Felidae. Gene Ontology annotation, biological process: homophilic cell-cell adhesion. Gene Ontology annotation, cellular component: plasma membrane. The annotation marks the transcript as partial.
AUCGAAGAUAUUAAUGACCACACACCAAAAUUCACGCAAACUUCUUUCGAGCUGCAAAUAAGUGAGUCUACGGUGCCAGGCACACGGUUUAUAUUAGAAGCAGCGGAAGAUGCCGAUAUUGGCUUAAACUCUCUGCGGAUUUAUAAACUCUCUCUUAGCCCUAGUUUCUCAUUGAUAAAUAAAGAGAAACAAGAUGGUAGUAAAUACCCAGAAUUGGCGUUGGAGAAACGUUUAGACCGGGAACAACAGAGUUACCAUCGUUUAGUUCUGACUGCCAUGGAUGGCGGAGAUCCCCCACUAAGCGGCACCACUGAGCUCCGUAUCCAGGUCACUGAUGCCAAUGAUAACCCCCCUGUAUUCAACCAGGACAUGUACAGAGUAAGCCUUCCAGAAAACGUGCCCCCAGGCACCACAGUGCUGCAAGUAUCAGCCACUGACCAAGAUGAAGGCAUCAACUCGGAAAUCACUUAUUCUUUCUACAGGACUGGGCAAGUCUUCAGUCUGAAUUCAAAGAGCGGGGAAAUUACAACUCUAAGAAUGCUGGAUUUCGAAGAAAUCAAGGAAUAUUCUAUAGUGGUGGAAGCGAGGGAUGGUGGAGGACUGGCUGCACAAUGUACAGUUGAAAUUAAUAUUCAAGAUGAAAAUGACAACAGCCCAGAAAUUACAUUCCAUUCUCUAGUCGAAAUGAUUCUGGAAAACGCAGCGCCAGGAACGCUAAUUGCUUUGAUCAAAAUAUACGAUCAAGAUUCCGGGGAGAAUGGGGAGGUUAAUUGUCGAUUAGAGGGUGAAGUUCCUUUUCAGAUAAUCUCUUCAUCAAAAAAUUCAUAUAAAUUGGUAAUAGAUGGGACUCUGGACCGAGAACAGACCCCAGAGUACAAUGUCACCAUCACAGCCACCGACAGGGGAAAGCCGCCCCUCUCAGCUAGCAAAAGUGUCACUUUGAUCAUCACUGAUACCAACGACAACGCUCCGGUUUUCCUCCAGGACUCCUACAUGGUUCACGUGAUGGAGAACAACCCUCCUGGAGCCUCCAUCGCCCAAGUCAGCGCCUCCGACCCCGACCUG